This is a messenger RNA of Symbiodinium natans, 1305 nucleotides long. The record is from the annotation of a GenBank genome assembly. Lineage: Eukaryota; Dinophyceae; Suessiales; Symbiodiniaceae.
AUGGAGGGCAAGGACCCACUUGCCACGCCGCUGCUGCGGCGCUCGCCACCACCGCUUGCACCUCUAUAUGCUGUCAGCCUUUUGCGAACGACGGCUACGGCAGUAGCUAUGAUGCCGUCGUUCAAUCUCAGAGUGGCAUCGCUGGGUGAGGCAGCCGGCUAUGAUGCUGCAGCGGUGGCAAAUGCCAUGGGUCUGAUCGCAGCACUGCGGAGCUUCACUGAGUUCACAGCAGCGCCUCUACUGGCAUCUUGGUCCGACCGUCUGGGCCGGCGGCGGGUCAUCUUGGCUUCCGCACUUGCUUUCACUGUUGAAGCAACGCUGAUGGCGGUCUCCUCUGGGCUUGUGAUGCUUGGUGCGGCGCACGUCACCUUUGGUCUCUUUGCAUCUGGUGGCGCCGUCGAGACAAGCUGCAUUGCAGAUGCCACUCCUGCGGGGCCGAAGAGAGCCGUGGCAGUUGGGCGCUUCUUCACAGUCAUCGGCGCGGCGCUGGUUCUCGGUCCCACCUUAGGUGGGGCACUGCUGGCCCGUGUGGGAGGCGCCGCGCCCUUUGCAUGUGCGGCUGGACUGGGUCUGGCCGCGGUGGUCGCGACAGCAGUUGCGCUCCCUGAAUAUUUGCCACCUUCACGGAGAGCUCCGAAAGAGUCAGCAGUGAUGCUUCCAGCUGCUGGCGUGUAUCGCUUGUUAUCCCGAACUCCAUCGCUCCGCUGGUAUGCGGCUGCAUCGGGACUGUUCAGUUUAGGCAUGGCGCUGUAUGGGACUGUCAACGUCCUCUGGCUCAAGGAGGCUUUUGGCUGGGAUGGACAGGAUGUUGGCCACUUUCUUUCAGCCGUGGGGGCGGCCGUCAUUACAUCCCAGGUUCUCGUGCUUCCUGUUGUUCUCCGAAUCUCAAAGGGCCGUGAGUCACUGGUGGUGCAAGGCGCCAUGAUGGUGCAUGCCUUUAAAUUCAUCGGCUAUGCUUGGGCGCCGAACGGCAAAUGGGUCUACGUGGUACUCGCGCUGUCCACUCCCACCUUCUGUGCAGCCCCGGUUCUUUCGAGCCUCUGCACUCGGCACGUCCCCUCCACGCAGCAGGGCCUGUGGUCCGGGAGCAUGUCGGCACUGAAUACAGCCGCCAAUGUGCUUGGUGCCUUGAUUGGAUCCAGGCUUCUUGCGCUGUCGCUACAAGGGUUCCUUCCCCUCGGGUCCCCUCUCUAUGCCGGCGCACUGUGCCACGUGUUGGCGGCCUUGUGUGUUGGUUGCGGAAGCUUGCUUGCGAGCAACAAGGUGCCCGAAUCGGAGAUGCCAGAGUCGCUGCAUGGUGCCUGA